Molecule: messenger RNA, 237 nt
Organism: Prunus armeniaca (apricot)
Lineage: Eukaryota; Viridiplantae; Streptophyta; Magnoliopsida; Rosales; Rosaceae
Source: the annotation of a GenBank genome assembly
AUGAUUGUCCCAAGCAUCAAAGAUGACUGCCUCAUGGUCCGGGACAAUGUUGUUCUGUCUCAUGUUCCAAGAAACAUAACUAUCGCACCUGCAGCCGAUGAGGCUGCUUUAAUUGGAGCUUCUUCUUCAAACUCUAGCUUUCGUCAUGUCUUCUCUUUUGGGGGGAUACAAGUUUAUGUGUCUCUUCAGAUUCAAGCUCUGGUGGAUGAUACCGAGUUUUGGAGAUUCAGGCUGUGA